AGCGCCACAGGGUUGGUCUCCUUAGCGACCGUGGCGGCCGCUGUAUUUGCGCAAAGCAACCUCGGCAAUGUCUAUACAAAUGCCCAGCCGUCGGAGCCGAAGGGGCCCACUGCAGAGCGCGUUGCGUCGGGGCCGAGAGCUGCGGGAACAGGUGGGAACUUUGCUUCAAGAAAGCAAAACUGUGAAAGCUCUGGAUUCUGAAAAAAAGAAAAGCCUUAAUGAGAGAUGUUCGGCGCUGAAGAAAUCUGUGGAUGAAAAUGCCUUAACUCUUCAGAAUUUAAAGAAAUCAGAUGAGCCUGCACCAGUAGGAAAUUAUAAUCAGAGAAAAGAAGAAGAAGAAAAGCAAUUGUUCAAGCUUUCUCAGCAAUUGGAAAAACUUGCUGCAGUCCUUAACCAGGACAAUGUAGUCAAAGACUCCAACAUGAAUUUGAAAAAGAAAGGCAGCCCAGAGGAACAGCAGAAGGAUGAAGAGACAGAAAAUGAGGAAGAAGGAGAAAGUACCCAAAAUGAUGAUGAAGAUGAAGAAGAGCAAGAUAGCGAGGAUGAUGAGGAUGAUGAAUACGAUGAUGAAAGUAAACUAGACACUUCAUUUAAUACAGAAUUCAUCGCUCUUGGUGAUUUUGCUGCACAGCAAGAAGGGGAUUUGACAUUUAAAAAAGAAGAAGUUCUUCUUAUCAUUGAGAAAAAGCCUGAUGGUUGGUGGUUGGCUAAAAAUUCGAAAGGGGAGAAAGGUCUUGUCCCUAAAACCUAUCUUACGGCAAAAGACAAGGAAGAAGAGCCAAGUGAAGAGGAAACAGAGGAUGACAUUGAGGUGGCAGAUGAAACAGCAGGUGGAGCCAAUAUUCUGAAAAGAACAGACUCUCACUGGAGUGCUGUCAAAAAGGCCCUCACAGAGCAUAAUACCUUAGAUGCCCUGACAAGUAUGGGAGCCGUGCCUGCUGGAUUUCGACCUUCAACUCUUGCACAGUUCUUGGAUGAAGGAAAUCAAUUUCAGGCAUCUUCAUUCCUACAACCAGUGCUUACACCUUCCAACCUUUCUUUCCAAGAUCUAGUUUGGAGCCCUGAAAAAGGCAGUAUUCAACCAAGACCAACUCGGAUAGCCCUAGUUAUGACUUUAUGGAACUGCAAAGGCAUUCCUUUUCCUGGUAUUAGUAUACAAGUCCUCAGUAGACAUAUCCGACUCUGCCUUUUUGAUGGCAACCGGAUUCUGAGCAACAUUCAUACUGUAAGAGCUACAUGGCAAUCAAAAAACCCCAAAACAUGGACGUUUUCUCCAAGGGUUACUGGCAUUUUGCCCUGUAUUCUUGAUGGUGAUUGUUUCAUUAGAUCUAAUAAUCCAUCUCCAGAUAUUGGACUAUUGUUUGAACUUGGAAUCACCUAUCACAAUUCAACAGGUGAGAGAGGAGAAUUAAGCUGUGGUUGGGCAUUUCUAAAACUCUUUGACUCAAGUGGACUUCCAACUCCUUCCAAAACAUAUGAGCUGCUUUUGAAUGGUGGGACUCCAUAUGAAAAAAGGGUGGAAGUGGACCCCUCAGUUUCAAGGAGAGCCAGCAGCAAUGUUUUUCAUCAUAUAAUAACACUGAGGAAGCAGCCACAACUUCUAUUAAAACUGAGGUCUAUUAGCACAAGAUCGAAAGGCAUAAUGAACCUAUUACCAGAAGUAUUAAUUGGCAGCAUGUGCUAUAUGCAUCUCAUACUGUUUUAUCGUCAGAUCCUUGGUGAUGUACUCUUGAAAAACAGACCAAAUAUGCAACAUGCAGAUUUGAUCAGCAAUCCAAUUUUGGCAACUUUUCCUAAACUCAUGGAACAGCCUGAUAUUAUGGAUGCACUCAGGAGUUCCUGGGCAGAGAAAGAAAGUACAUUGAAGAGAUCAGAAAAGAGAGACCGGGAAUUUCUGAAAUCAGUGUUUGUCCUGGUGUACCAUGACACCGUCUAUCCGCUUCUUCAGUCUGUGUUGCUCCCAGAGUAUAAGUGGGCAGAAGAAGAAUCUGAAGGCACUCGCUGGCGAAUAAUAGCUGAAUUCCUGAAGAAAAAUCAAGAAAGAGUGUUGCCAGGCAUUUUAUCGCUCCAGAAUGAUAAGCAAAGAUACUGAUGUAGUUUUUUGAGAAUGAAAUGAGACUGGUUUGCAGAAAGUUUCCCAAAUGGUGCUGAAUUCAACUUUACGCAGAUGGAAUUUCCCUGUGCAGAGGGCUUUCUUCUUGUUUUGGCCUGAAGACUUAAAAGCAAAUUCUGUGUCACAGAACUUGAAAGACCUGAUGGAGUAUAUCUGAAAGCACAUACUGGUUAAAAGGUUUAGAGAAGGGGAAAUUGCUUUAUUUUUAUUAUCUACCAACUAUUUAUUUCAGAAACUCACCAUUGGAUUUUGCCCUGAUCUCUAGGUACACAUCUCACUGAAAUAAAUGACAAUUGCCUUAAUUUGCAUAAUGAUCCCAAAACAAAAAUAUAGCUGUAGAGAAGAAACUGGUUCAACAAGGCUAACUGGAACUAGUCAUGUUUUUGGAUGUGUUCCCAAUCAAUUAACAGCAAGACGAUGGAAUCUGUUCAACCAAACAUGUCAGUGCUGCCCAUAAAAUGGUUAGAAAAUAGUUAAGUUAAUAGACUUAAAUUCCUUGCCUUAAACUCCACAAUUAAAAUAUGUAUAAAAUUAAACAUACUUUAGGCUAAGUACCUUGCUGUGUAUUUGUCUUCCUCUCAGAUCAGAAACAUGUAGAAAAUGAGUAGGUAGGUUUAUACGGUAAUCCUCAACACUACAGUAUUUCUUGGAGGUGCAUGGUUUUUCCCCAUAUGGGUUUGUAUGAUGUAUAAUUUCUAAUACAUUAAUACAAAACAUCUAUUCUAGAUAUAUCUA
Crotalus tigris (Tiger rattlesnake) is the source of this 2848-nucleotide messenger RNA. RefSeq names its product nephrocystin 1 (gene NPHP1). Gene Ontology annotation, molecular function: protein binding. The coding region runs from base 68 to 2092 and encodes 674 amino acids. NCBI's taxonomy places the organism in Eukaryota, Metazoa, Chordata, Lepidosauria, Squamata, Viperidae. The record is from RefSeq and is a predicted model, not a curated record. The transcript has 21 exons. Gene Ontology annotation, cellular component: cilium; cytoplasm. Gene Ontology annotation, biological process: protein localization involved in establishment of planar polarity.